AUGUUUAAAACUCAAUUUUACGGCGGUAAAAUAAACUUGCUUUACUCGGACACUGAUUUUAAACGUGUGAAUAAUCUUUUCAGUGCACAAAUAGGUUUUAUGACAUUUAUGGGACAGAUUCCAUUUAAACUUGAAAAAUAUUUACCCAAAUCCUUAUAUACUUUCGGCUGGUUACUCGCUCGGUUCUACUGCGCGUUUGUGGUAUUGCAAACUUUACAUCUUGCUCUGCUCUUUAUUAAAACUACUAUUGAUAUGUUGCUCUAUGGCAAACUGGAGGAGAUAACCGAUUCACUUACGAUGGCUAUUAUAUAUUCUUUUUCAUGCUUUGCUACAUGCUAUUGGCAAUGGCGUUCAGUACGUUUAGUGCAAUUAUUACAAGAUAUUAACAAUAAGUAUCGUCACCAUUCAUUGGUUGGGCUUACAUUUGUAAGCGCUCGAACUGCGUAUAGGAAUGCACGUAAUGUUACCAUAUAUUGGCUGAUAGCCUGCAUUAGUGGUGUCAUGUUCUGGGGGAUGGCACCUAUUAUUUUGCAUUCACAUACUUUGCCAUUGAAGUGCUGGUAUCCCUUCGAUGCUUUGCAACCAUUUGUUUAUGAGCUGGUCUAUGCUCUACAGUUGCUUGGUCAACUUAAUAUGGGUACCACAUUUGGUAAUGGCUCCGCAUUAUUCGUAUCUAUAGUUAUUAUUAUGUUGGGUCAGUUUGAUGUGCUAUUUUGCAGUUUGAAGAACUUAGAUGUACAUGCCAGAUUAUUUGCUGGAGAGAAUAUAGUCAGCUUGCAGACACAACGCGAACAUUACUCAGAAAUCAGUGAACUAAAUCAAUACUUACAUGCUGAAGAAUUACAAACCUCGGAGGAUACUUUAACCCUGCUGAGCCAGAAGUGUAAAAGAGAGCCAAAACAAAUUAAACAAGCGCUACAGGAAGCAUUCAUUGAAUGUGUCCAUUUACAUCGAUUUAUCAUAGAGAGCUGCAAUAUGCUAGAAGAGCUCUUCAAUCCGUACUGCCUGGUAAAAUCAUUACAAAUAACUAUGCAGUUAUGCUUAUUAGUAUUUGUGGGAGUUGCUGGCGAAGGAUCUACUGUUCGGUCAAUCAAUUUGGUCCAGUAUUUGGCUUUAACAUUGUCAGAAUUGCUUAUGUUCACCUAUUGUGGAGAGUUAUUGCGAAAUCAUAGCGUGCGAUCUGGAGAUGCAUUCUGGCGUUCAGAUUGGUGGACACAUGGAAAGUAUAUACGUAAGGAAAUAGUCAUUUUCUUAAUAAAUAGUCAACGUUAUGUGCGAAUUACUGCUGGGAAAUUUUAUUUAAUGGACGUGGAACGUUUACGUUCGGUUGUUGCUCAAGCAUUUUCAUUCCUUACCUUAUUGCAAAAACUUGCCGCAAAGAAUAAUAAAUGA
Teleopsis dalmanni is the source of this 1392-nucleotide messenger RNA. RefSeq names its product putative odorant receptor 85e (gene Or85e). Gene Ontology annotation, biological process: detection of chemical stimulus involved in sensory perception of smell; sensory perception of smell. Bases 1 to 1392 code for a protein of 463 amino acids. The record is from RefSeq and is a predicted model, not a curated record. Gene Ontology annotation, cellular component: plasma membrane. The transcript has 5 exons. NCBI's taxonomy places the organism in Eukaryota, Metazoa, Arthropoda, Insecta, Diptera, Diopsidae. Gene Ontology annotation, molecular function: odorant binding; olfactory receptor activity.